Molecule: messenger RNA, 510 nt
Organism: Prunus armeniaca (apricot)
Lineage: Eukaryota; Viridiplantae; Streptophyta; Magnoliopsida; Rosales; Rosaceae
Source: the annotation of a GenBank genome assembly
AUGACAUUGUCCCUCGGAUUUUGCUUGCUCCUCUCUCCUCAAUUCAACAACAGUUUGAGAAAAUUCUCCCCUUCUUCAAUCCGAAAUGGCCAAACUUUAAAAGUGAGAACAGCCCCAGAGGCCUUGCAUCUCUAUACAAAUGUGAUGAGGAAUGCAUCAGCUCUUACAACCCAUGUUGCCUCUCAGCUAAUGGGGAGCACAAAUCUAUUACCGGAAACUGUAAAACACUUCAUUAAGCUAAGUCCUUACAAGCCUUUUAGAACAUAUGUUUUUUGCACUGGGAAUGGGAAAUUGGUUGUCUUGGAAAACCCUGAAGCUGUGUUGCAAACCUUGUUCUACUCUUGUCAGUUAAGUAGUGAAACGGAAUGGGCGGCCAUUUCCCACAAAUGCUUGGACAUGCAAAAUGUGGUUGAGGUUGAUAAACUAGAAGAGCUCUGCUUAGGCUCAGAUGGUUACUUGGAUGACCUUGGCUUGAGUGUAAGAGCUAGAUUAUGCCUUCGUGCUGCAUGA